AUGAGAUAUUUGAGCAUCAAAACUUUAAGAGAUCUCUCCAUCAGCAUGGUAGCAACGAGGAACCAAAGCAAACAAGCUAAGAAAAUAAAGUUUGACGAUGAAGAUGUAAGCAUAGACUUGCCCUUGGGAAAAACGGAAGAUGUUGAAGAUCCUGCUAUGCUUUCAGAGGAAGAAAAUUCCAGUGAAGAUGAUAGCGAUGAGGGUCCGGAGGAGGAAUCCACCAACAAGGCAAAGGAAGAUUUAUUAGCCCAAGAAAAGGCCCGAAAAAAAGCUGAAGCUGAAGCAAAAAGAGAGGAGAGACAACGGAGAAGGCAGCAAGACUUAUACAAUAAACAACAACAAGAACUGAAAAAAACUAAGCAACAGAAGCUACCAUCCAUAGAAAUAUUACCUGACAUUUUACCUGACGAAAUCUUAGAAGCCAUUAAUGAUGAAAACGUUGAACUUGCAAGUGAAACCAUCCAACCAAGGCAUAAAAAAAUUGAAGAUUUUGACGUUGAGCUCAAGAAGCAGUUGAAACUUGAAAAAUUGAAGAAACUCAAAGCUCUCAAUAAAUCGUCCAUAAAGAAAGGUCCGGUACACGUCAAGGUGUUAAGUAGUCUCAAAGGAGUUCCUAGAGCAGAGAGCAAGAUCAUCAAUUCGAGAGAGAAGUGGUUGAAGAGAAAGUCAUUACAUAAGAAGUGACAAAUAGUUGUAUAUUAGCAUUAAAGAAAUUUGAUUACUGGACUGACGCAGAAACAGGUGUAUCUGUAGCCUCUAGAGACCCGCUCCUUGAUCGUGUUGUUGUGUAGUUUGAACACCCAUUCGUUCAUUUCUGUCCUUAUAGUUUGAAAUGGAAAUAUCAGGCUCUUGCUCCUGGAGGUUCUCCUCCUUCAAAUAUGAGUUCCCUUGAAGCCCAGCACUCACUGCCUCGUCGUACUCCACAAUAUCUUCAGGUGUAAGCUUUAUUGUAGUUGCAGCUCUUCUCAACAUGAUUUAUUUAGGUC
Molecule: messenger RNA, 986 nt
Organism: Yamadazyma tenuis ATCC 10573
Lineage: Eukaryota; Fungi; Ascomycota; Pichiomycetes; Serinales; Debaryomycetaceae
Gene: BUD21
Product: Bud21p
Biological process (GO): rRNA processing
Molecular function (GO): snoRNA binding
Source: RefSeq, a predicted model, not a curated record